This is a messenger RNA of Phalacrocorax carbo (great cormorant), 2057 nucleotides long. NCBI's taxonomy places the organism in Eukaryota, Metazoa, Chordata, Aves, Suliformes, Phalacrocoracidae. The record is from RefSeq and is a predicted model, not a curated record.
CUUUUCGUGACUGUCCUUCUCGUCGUUGGGUCUGGAUUAUUCCUGUUUAUAACAUCUCAGCUGAACAACAAGGGACAGAAAGCAUGUCAGGAACCACCUGGGACUGGUGCCUAAAUAUUUGUUAAGGGCAGGAUAGCAGCUAGAGAAACUUGUUGCCCCAUGUUGCAAUCGCGAAGCAUUCACAUUAAACUGGUGAAUCAUUAGCACUGGUGAUGCAUAUUAGAGUUGCAGAGCAGAACCAAUGGAUUCAUGAGCAUAAUGUAUUCUCCCAAGGCGUUUUAGAAGAAAAGACCCAGCAGAGCUGUAGAAAAACCUUUCUUGUAUGUACAGCUUACAACUGAAAUUCAGUCUCAUGAGAAUUUCAAAUUCUAGAAGGAUCAAACUGGAGAGCCAGAACCUUAUCCCUGUAUCCCUGUGAGAGCAACCAAACCUUUGAAUUCUCCUGUAACCUUGCCAGAAAUGGCAAGUGAAGAAGUGACAUACGCAGACCUGAGGUUCAUGACACUGGAAAAAUCCCAGGACCAGAAGCUCCAGACUGCCAGAGCAAAAGAUUCCCCCUGUCCAUCUUCCUGUUGGCGACUGGCUACAGUGGCACUUCUGGUCUUCUGCCUAAGUUCAGUGGCAGCUGUGGGAGUCUUGGCUGCCAGGUUCAUCCUGGUCUGCCACCUUGUAUGUGAAAGGGAUGAAAACUUCACCCUGCAAAAGGCAAUUAUGGAAAGCCUCAACCAGCAGCUGGAGCUCCUCCAGGCUCAGAAUCUGAACCUGACAGAGACUGUAAAGCAACUUGCCACAUUCAAAGGACAUAAAUGUAUUCCUUGUCCUGAGAACUGGCUACAGUAUGGGGAGAGCUGCUACCACUUUUCAAAGCAAUGGAAAACUUGGGAAGAAAGCAAGGCUCAGUGCUCUGCUCUGGAGUCCAGACUUCUUAAGAUAGAGAGUAAGGAAGAGCUGGACUUCGCAAUGCGAUCAGCACAGUCUUACAGUUCUUACUCUUUCUGGAUUGGGCUGUCUCGCAACGGAACUGAGAGGCCCUGGCUGUGGGAGGAUGGAUCAGCUUUCUCCCCUGAUCUGUUUCAGAUCCAACGAGCCAGCUCAAUUUCUUUCCUAGAUUGUGUGUGGCUUCAGGGUGCAAAUAUAGACACUGCACGGUGUGGCGAGUACAAAUUUUACAUUUGUGAGAAAGUGGUAGAUCCUUCAGUGGCUGAGCAAGUGAGCUACUUGGACAGGCACUAAUAUGCAGUGCUCUGCAGAGACCUCCAACGUGGGAUACGCCGUUAUGGGGGCCAGUUCUGUCCCAGGGUUUGUGAUAGGGAAAACAAGUCUAAGCCCAGGUUAAUGUAACAUCAGGGAUAAUCUAAACUUAAUUUGCCCUCUGGUGAUGCAUAUCAGUCAGGCUCCUUGGGCUUUUUCUUCAAAAACUUCAUGCCCUCUUUCCUCUUUCAGUCCUUGCAUUCUUGUGUAAUCAUGACUAUCCACUUCUCAUAAAUUCCUUUCUAAAAGAAAUUAAGUAUAUGAUUCCAGAACUCUAUUUUAAAGAUUCAUACCUGACUCCCAGAAUUACAUCAAUGAUGUAAGAGCAACGCAUCAUGUUGUCAAAAUCCAUCCAUUGGGUAUUCACAGAUGUGAGCUCCCAAUUUACGACAAAUUUCCAAACAUUUGAUUUAAUUUCACUCCCCACCCACUGAUAACUAGAAAGCACAACAGAAUCAGAGCCUGCAUUAAAAGACAAAUAAAAAUAUCUAUAGCUCUCCUGGUUAAAGAGAAAAGCUUUCAAAUGGGAUUGUAUGCCCUAUGGGCUCAAAAACCAGAAAACAAAUACAGAACACAUCUUUAUUGAGGAAAGUCAGCAAAAUUUAACACCCAGGAAUGCAGAAUGCCAGUCCAGCUGCUAGUGGGUUGUUCUGCUGCAUUGGGUGUUAGGAAGGAUGGUGCAUUCCUCUGAGACAUCUGUCUUCAUAAUUAUCCAUGUCACAUCUGAUCCAGUUCUUUGAUUUCUCAAAUUCAUUUUCCAUUCUGUUGCAGAAUUCCACAAAUGGAAUAAAUAUUGCUGCCUCUGA